UAAAGCAGGCUGCAGGGCAAUAUGAUCCUUGAAGUCCUUUGCCUCCUCUGCUUUGAUCUGCUUCAUGUGUGUCUGGAACCUUGGGAGGCUUUGGAUACAUCUUACCCAUCAAAUGUUUUCCGGGCUGUGUGUUGGCCAAAGUAGCUGGAUGACUGAUGAGACCCUUCCCAAGCCCUUCCUCAAUGCCUGGCCCAGCUGGAUAAUGCCUCCCAAGAGCAAUGUGACACUGCAAUGCCACACUUCCACCAAGAACGUCAACUUUGUUCUCAGAAAGGGAAGAAGUAUCUUAGAGUCCUUGCAAUCACUGGCUUCCACAGAGGGCGUGGCUGAAUUUCACCUCAAUGACCUAAAAACCCGUAACGCUGGACCGUACACCUGCGAAUACUAUAGAAGAGAGCUCCCACAAAUAAAUUCACAGCCCAGUGACAUCCUCCUCCUGCUGGUGACAGGAGAGUUCCCUAAACCUUCCCUCCAAGCCCACCAAAGAGGUGUGGUGACCGCAGGAGAAACCGUGACCCUGCAGUGUCAGAGGCCAGACAAUAUUUUCAUGCCUAUAAAGUUCGCUCUGCUGAAGGCGGGAGCAGCAGAGCCCAUACGGGUCCAGGAUCCAGCAGGGAAGGAGACAGACUUCUCCCUCAGGAGUGUGACAGUCAGUGAUGCCGGGAACUACAGCUGCGUGUACUUCCAGAUAGGGGCCCCUUUUUUGACCUCACAGCCUAGCAAUUUUCUGGAGAUCCAGGUGAGAGGUGUGCAACAUACAUAUAUUUUUUAACUGGAGAGCAUUUCUUCUGUUAUUUCCCAAUUCCUGUUUCUCCUUUGUUUUCACGGUCAUCUCCUUUUUAAGUCUCUCCUUUCCUACUUUCUAGUCUUCAGCCUUUGUUGUUUUGCCUUCUUGGAUAACAUCUCAAGUUGUUCCUCCCAACGAUCCAUCCCGCCACCACCAGGGCCCCUUCUGCCACCUGCGUCAUCCCGGUGAUGGAAACGUCAUGGUGGUACCUUUGUCAUUCUUAGAACGUGGUGCUUCCCCACUCGCCUGCUUUUGUGGCACAGAUGUGGUGUCUUCUAAACUGAUCUUCUGUGUUUGGCAGAACGCUACUUCGUUGGAGGCCAUGCCAUGCUUCCUGGGUGUUUUAAGUGUUUGUGUGUGUGCCAUGGUCCGCAAACAGCCUGUAGUUAACAAGCAAGGUCCGGGUGGGCAGCCCUGAGAGGUGCAGAGGGCAUCAGGGGGGUCUCCCUGCAGACUCUGCCUCCAGGGAACAUUGCUGCUGAUGGUCUCGGACAGGAGCUCUGCACUCAUGGCACGUGUGGGUUGCAAGAUGCAAAUGCAAAUGCGGGUCCUCUCUAGGAACCAGGGCCAAUGCUGAGCCCUGGCUCUUCUUGGGUGAAGCUGAAAUGAAAUGCAUGGUGGUCCUGAUGCUCAGCCUCUAAGCUUGAGUCUUCUUGAGCUCCCUGGCGGCAGUAAGUCUUGGCAGGAGGAGGGGAGCAGACGCAGCCACUGAGGUACUUCAGCGCUCUGUGCAGCAACUUGGGUUGUAGGGGUUCCUCCUAAGCCUGAUUCCUACCACAAGGAGGGAGAAGGGGAAAUGGCAGUGUGGGAGGGUGGAAAUGAGAUGAAGAGCAAAGAAACACAAGAAGGGAGAUAAAGCAGAGAGAACACAGAGGGAAGAAGGCAAAGGAAGACCCCACUACAACUCUCCUGAAGUCUCACGUUGUGUUUUCAGUGAUCCCGAUGUCAGGGAAGGUACAGCUGACCACUGGCCAGGAAAUAUAAGCAGGUGCAGAGAGUCACACUGGGCAGAUCCACUUGAGAAGGAAGGAUGCUCCUCUCCUGGCUGGCGCUCAUCCUCUUCUCUCUCCCAGAUCCUCCAGGUGCCACAUUGGGGGAUUACACCACGUCGGGGGAUUACACCACGUGGGGGGAUUACAACAGGUCGUCGGGGGAUUACACCACGGGCAACCUCAUCCGCCUGGGUCUGGCUGCCAUAAUUGUGGUGAUAUUGGGGG
Messenger RNA from Canis lupus familiaris (dog), 2004 nucleotides. Its product is annotated as T-cell-interacting, activating receptor on myeloid cells protein 1-like. The record is from RefSeq and is a predicted model, not a curated record. The coding region runs from base 65 to 772 and encodes 235 amino acids. Lineage: Eukaryota; Metazoa; Chordata; Mammalia; Carnivora; Canidae. Gene Ontology annotation, cellular component: plasma membrane. The transcript is spliced from 6 exons.